Molecule: messenger RNA, 1556 nt
Organism: Pangasianodon hypophthalmus (striped catfish)
Lineage: Eukaryota; Metazoa; Chordata; Actinopteri; Siluriformes; Pangasiidae
Exons: 7
Coding region: 47-1495 (482 amino acids)
Source: RefSeq, a predicted model, not a curated record
UGUUUUAGUUUGUGGUGGUGUAAGUAAACUAGUAAAAAGAGUACAAAUGUUGUGGCAAGAAAAGGAAACAUGUUUUAUGGUAAUGGUAGUACUGAUGCUGAUCUCCUCAGCAUUUUGUCUUGAGAUAGCUCCUCAGGGUAAAUCAGUUCAGUUUGGUAGACUUCUUAUUGGUUCUAGCAAGACUACAAAUGAAACCAAGGAUGGUGUUGUCAAGAAGGUGUAUGAUGAAUACGCUGGAGACACCAAUGGCUAUCAAUCUGAUCAGCCUGAGUUGACUGAAGGGUCCCAACUGGCCAAGUUAAUAUUCAGGCGCUGGAAUCCCUCAGUGCAGUGUGAGAAGGAUUCAAUGACCCUGCGUAUUCAGGGACGUCGAGUACCCAACUUCUUGAUUGAGACAAGUGAAAGGGGCCCAGUACCACUAUCACUAAUGCCUUCCCACUGUGGCUUUUCUGUGAAGAGGGCCCGCAGAGAUGUUGCGCUCGUUGCCAACUAUGAUGGCUGUAAUGUUGCACAGCAGGGGAAUACCUACAUCCUGCCACUGCGUGUUUUGGGAGUUGCGGUGAAGAUGGCCUGUCCCGUGACUCGUCCUCUCACUACGGUCUCCUGUAGUCCUUCAGCUAUGGUUGCCUAUCUUGGCCAGUCUACAGAUGCUGUCAGGCUGAAGGUGAAUGGUGUGUGGCAACCGGUGUACCAAGCUUCCACUACAUGUGGAUUUACCUUGGAAGUUGUGGGAGGUGGACUGACUCUCACUGCACCAUAUACAAGCAACUGCUGGAAGUUUGAGGGUGCCGAGAUGCUUUUGUCUGUGCAAUACAUGGAUGGGGAGGUGACCUUGUCCUGUUCAGCUGUUCAGACCCCAGCUACAACUGCUUUACCUGCUGACAUGCAGCCUGGAACUCUCUCAGAUGCCUCCCUGACUACUACAGAUGCACCAGCCACUGAUCAACAGCUUUUGUAUUCUUGGUUACCUGGAAUGUAUUAUCCUUACGGCAUGCCAUGGUAUUUCCAAUAUAGCCAGCCUGGAUCUCCCCCAGUUACCCAUACUACAACAGCGCCAACUACUCCAGCUACCACAGUUGCUCCAGCCAGUGCUCAUCAGCUUUUGUAUUCUUGGUUACCUGGAAUGUAUUAUCCUUAUGGCAUGCCAUGGUAUUUCCACUAUAGCCAGCCUGGAUCUCCUUUAGUUACCCCCACAACCCCAACAACUACCCCAGCUACCACAGUUGCACCCAGCCAUUCUGAUCAACUGCUUUUGUAUCCUUGGUUUCCUGGAAUGCAUAAUCAUUAUGUUACUAUGGCUUCCCCUGGUGUCCCAGCAUCUGGCCCCAAUAGUGGGGAUAAAUUGCAGAUGUACCAGAGGCCCUGGGUGAAUGCCUUUCCUAAUUACUUCACUUUAAAUCAAAAGCCAGGCUCCCUAAUGGUUAACCCAUCCAAAGGUGUGUCAUAUCCUGCCCAUUUUUCUCCACUACAGGUUAAAGCAGGUCCAGGAAAAUGAGCAACUCUUGACUCUGGUUCACAAAUGAAGGUGGUGAAACAAUAAAGAAAAAUCUAAAUGG